CCCCAAUAAUUAUUACUAUUUUUAAUAGCUACUUCAAGCUCAAGAAACUGUGUUAGUGAGGCUUCUGCCGAUCGGGUUAAGCCCCGAUUGGUAGAAGUUUUACUUUGUUGGUUGCCAAGGCCGACGUUUUAUUCGGCCGAGUACGGAGCCCCUGAGGCAACGGGAAGGCCUAUGUAGGUAGGCGAGUAGGCAUCUCGUAUGCCGCAGCCGCAGGCCCUCGUUAUUGCAGCGGUUCAUGGUGAAUUCUAUCGUGAAGCACAGUUUGAACAAGCUUAUUGUACCCUGGACUAAAGCAAAGGGUCAUGCCCCACAGGACUAAGCAGCAGCUACAUCCACGGUCAGCUCCGAGCCCGAUCCUUGCCGUUAGGAUCUUGGCCGUUCUCACGGUAAUCUUGCGUGACAAUUAGCGCAAAACUUCGCGCUCACUAAGCCGGGAGUCACACUGCCUUGGCCUUACCAAAAUGAACGGUGGCGUCGAGAUGUAUGCUGAGGUCCGCAUUAGUCUAAGUGCUGCAUAACAGACGUGUUUUUCCCAUUCAUCCAUCGUUUCUACUGUUUUGAAACUUUCCCAAGUUUUCCAGACGUAACAAUCAAUGGCUGCCGAAGGGAAAGCGCCCAGUAUGGGCGAGAGUGACGACAGUUCGUCGUCUUCGAUGCCAUCUGCUCUUGAUGCUGGAAAGCCUGUCGAAGAGGGUGAUGGCAAGGCAGUAGAGAGCUUGGCGGUCGGUGUCGAACCAGUGCGUGACGUCGAGAAAGCCGUUACGCCACCAGCGCAGCCCAAGGAACCAUAUACGACAUUCUCUCCUUCUCGCCAGAUGUUCAUUGUCAUUAUUGUCACCUUGGUUGGUUUCUUUGCACCUCUUUGCGGCGCCGUAUACCUUCCUAGUCUCAUUCUCUUCGAAGAUGUCUUUCACUCUUCUUCUAAAGUCAUCAAUGCCACCAUCAGUGUCUACUCGGCCAUCUUCGCCGUAACACCGUUAUUCGGCGCUCCAGCAAGCGAUUACCUCGGCAGGAAAGGUGUCUACCUGGUCACUAUGGUUAUCUUCCUCGUCGCCAACACCCUCUUGGCGGCACUCCCUCCUACUAUUGGAGGGCUGUUCGCCCUCAGAAUUUUCCAAGCACUAGGUGCUUCUGUCGCAACAUCUGUCGGCGCCGGUACUGUAGCGGACGUAACGCCGCCAGCCAUGCGAGCUUCGAGAAUGGGAAUUUUCCUUCUUGGGCCGAACCUGGGCCCUGUUCUCGGGCCUCUGAUUGGUGGGCAAUUUUCGACACCUGGUCUCUGGAGAUGGGUCUUUGGAUUUCUGUCCAUUGCUGCAUUCCCCGUCUUCCUACUGGUACUAUUUUUCCUCCCAGAAACUCUUCGCUCUUUGGUCGGGAACGGGAGUUACUUUACCAGCUCCCCCGGAUGGCUAGUAAAGCCACGUCUGCGCCAAAAGCGGAUCGUACCCGAGGGGGCUUACCCGAAGCCGCCCCGGCUGACCCCUAAGAGGUUGGUAGAAUUGCUUUUCUUCGUUCCGAACCUCAUCGUCAGCGUCGGGUCCGGCUUACAAUUCUCGGGCCUGUACUGCAUCUACAUCACUUUCCCUCGCGUCUGGCAACAGCGAUAUGGAUGGAGCGGAAGCGAGACAGGGUAUGCGUUUCUCGUGCCAGCCGUUUUCCUCCUCAUUUCGUCAUUGUUAGUCGGGCGGGUAUCAGAUAUGAUGUACCGUCGCUACAAAUCUCAGAACGAUGGAAAAGCCCCCCCGCCAGAGAAGCGAAUCGACAUACAGAUUUGGGGUUACCUAUUUGGGGCUGCUGGAAAGGCCAUGUUUGGGUGGUUCGUCUUCAAAAGCUAUCAUCCAGUAGCACCCUUGGCGGCGAGUGCUGUUGCCUCGGUCGGGACUGGGCUGGUCAUGGUGACUAGCACGGCGUACCAGUCAGAAUGCCAACCCAGCGCCACGGCGUCACUAGUAGCCAUCGCCGGCUUGCUGCGGAAUAUAGGCUCCGCAAUUGCGGCCGCUAUCAUUGACAGUCUGCUAAGAAGCUUGGGGCUUGGUUGGCUAUUCACUGGUUUGGCUCUGCUUGACGCCGUUUGGAUUGGUGCGAUAGCUUAUAUUCGCGUGCGGGGACAUACUUAUCGCAAGUCAUAGACGUAUAAAAUCAUUCGAACAGUUAAUAGAGAUGUAGCAGAAAAUUACUAGAAAACAAGAUUGAAGUCCGUCCAGUCAGGACGUAAAC
Xylaria bambusicola is the source of this 2217-nucleotide messenger RNA. RefSeq names its product major facilitator superfamily domain-containing protein. Gene Ontology annotation, biological process: amine transport; transmembrane transport. Bases 594 to 2129 code for a protein of 511 amino acids. Gene Ontology annotation, molecular function: amine transmembrane transporter activity. Gene Ontology annotation, cellular component: membrane. The record is from RefSeq and is a predicted model, not a curated record. Lineage: Eukaryota; Fungi; Ascomycota; Sordariomycetes; Xylariales; Xylariaceae. The transcript has 4 exons.